AUGGGUGUUCCUGCAGCUGACAUACCACAUUUGCAGCCACUGCAAUAUAAAAGCAGCCAAUUUUCCCCCCUAAACAAAACUCAUCAAAUGCCACCAAAGAUGGAGAAAUUGGUAGAUUUGGACUACGCCAACAACUAUGUGCAUUCAGGGACCCUUCCUGUCACCUAUAUAAGCAACGUGGAGAACGCAACUCAAGGGUAUCCAAGAUUACAAAAACUCAAAGAUUUGAAAAAAGACCAAAUUCUGAAACACGCAAUUACUCCUUGUGGAGCAAGGGUCCGAUCUCAGGAUAUAGUCAGCACCCUUCAUACGUGGAUUCAUGAGUACAAUCUACAAUUUGAUGUGGUGAUGAUUGGAGCUUUGGUGGAUAAUCAAUUCAUCCGUCCAAUUCUCGAACAGCUUCCGUUGCAUCGUCUUUGUGCCAAACCGGGAUUUCUCUUCGUAUGGGCAACAUCCCGUAAGAUUCAGGAGCUCAGUAAGAUUCUCGCGGGCGAACAAUGGAACAAAAAGUUUCGUCGGUCGGAAGAACUUGUGUUUGUUACCAUCGACAAGUCGUCGCCUUAUUACCCGGGAAACGAUAGCUACAGUAACCCGGAUUGCAUGUUUGAGAACCAACAGUGGCACUGCUGGAUGUGUAUCACCGGAACCGUCAGAAGGUCCACCGACAACCAUUUAAUUCAUUGCAACGUUGACACCGAUCUCCAAUUGGAGCCAAGAAAGACAACAAUUGCUGAAUAUAACGCGGUCCCGGAUACAAUGUACCGAGUUGCAGAGAACUUUUCCAACGCCAACCGCCGCUUGCAUAUCAUUCCAUCGAGAACUGGAUAUAAUACCCCAGUUCGGUUGCGUCGCGGAUGGGUGAUCAUGAGUCCCGACGUCAUGGUCAACAACUUUAAUCCCCUACAAUACGAACAAGAGCUCUAUUCAAAGUCUACAGUGAAGUUUAAGAACGGGAGCCAUUCGGGACCUCAAGUGCUCGUUCCGCAAACAAAAGAAAUCGAGGAUCUUAGACCCAAAAGUCCAGUACCAAAUGGAGCAUCCAACUGA
This is a messenger RNA of Meyerozyma guilliermondii ATCC 6260, 1047 nucleotides long. It is a transcript of the gene KAR4, whose product is annotated as Kar4p. NCBI's taxonomy places the organism in Eukaryota, Fungi, Ascomycota, Pichiomycetes, Serinales, Debaryomycetaceae. The record is from RefSeq and is a predicted model, not a curated record. The coding region runs from base 1 to 1047 and encodes 348 amino acids. Gene Ontology annotation, molecular function: mRNA binding. The transcript has a single exon. Gene Ontology annotation, cellular component: nucleus; RNA N6-methyladenosine methyltransferase complex.